Molecule: messenger RNA, 2504 nt
Organism: Abrus precatorius (Indian licorice)
Lineage: Eukaryota; Viridiplantae; Streptophyta; Magnoliopsida; Fabales; Fabaceae
Product: phosphatidylinositol/phosphatidylcholine transfer protein SFH8-like
Exons: 13
Coding region: 342-2141 (599 amino acids)
Source: RefSeq, a predicted model, not a curated record
AAGGUAGCAACGACCCCUCUAAAAUGAAGUCUCAUACACAUUAUUUAGAAGUGUGAGGCGAAGCAUAUAAUAUAUCAUUGCUCAACAAAAUUAGAUUCGUGUAUGAGUUUUGCAUUCAAUUCCCUUAGUCUUUCAGAAUAUAGAAAAUAUAACAUUCUAUCAGUUUUCACCAUUGCAUUAAUUUUUGCUUCUGCCGACACUCUCUGUGUCUGCUACAUCAACAGAUACUUGGAAAAGGAUUGACCAUAACCUUCCUAUCCUUCACUUCAAAACCAACGUUUUUGUUUAAUUUUAUCAUUGACUCUACUUUGUGUUUCACUGCCACUUCUAUCUUCGUUCACAUGUCUACCAACCUUUGCUUUGAAGGAUUGGAUGAAAGAAGAGAGAGGAAAUCGGUUAUUGAGAAUAAUAAUUCAGAGGAUGAUAAGUGGACAAGAAUUGGAAGCCUAAAGAAGAAAGCAUUAAACGCGUCCAGCAAAUUCAGGCAUUCUCUUAAGAAGAGAAAAAGCCGAAAAAGUGUUAGCCGAAGCACUUCCCUUUCCAUUGAGGAUGUUCGCGAUGUUAAGGACCUUCAAGCAGUUGAUGCAUUUCGACACACACUUGUGUUAGACAGCAUGCUGCCUCCAAUCCAUGAUGACUAUCAUAUGCUAUUGAGAUUCUUGAAAGCAAGAAAGUUUGAUAUUGAGAAAGCAAAGCACAUGUGGGCUAACAUGAUCCAAUGGAGGAAGGAAUAUGGUACAGAUACAAUUUUAGAGGACUUUGAAUUUGAGGAGUUGGAUGAAGUCCUGAAGUACUAUCCACAUGGUUAUCAUGGUGUAGAUAAGGAAGGAAGGCCAGUUUAUAUUGAGAGGCUGGGAAAAGUUGAUGCCAAUAAGCUUAUGCAAGUAACUACCAUCGAAAGGUAUUUGAGAUACCAUGUGCAGGGCUUUGAGAAAGCAUUUUCUGUUAAGUUUCCAGCUUGCUCUAUAGCUGCUAAGAGACACAUAGAUUCAAGUACAACCAUUUUGGAUGUUCAAGGCGUGGGUUUCAAAAACCUAACCAAGUCUGCAAGGGAACUCAUCACCAGGCUGCAGAAGAUUGAUGGUGAUUUCUAUCCUGAAACACUCUGCCAAAUGUUUAUCAUUAAUGCUGGUCCUGGUUUUAAGAUGCUCUGGAACACGGUGAAGACAUUUCUUGAUCCCAGAACUACUUCAAAGAUUCAUGUUCUUGGAAACAAGUUCCAGAGUAAAUUACUUGAGAUUAUCGAUGAGAGUGAGCUGCCAGAAUUUCUUGGGGGUAGGUGCACUUGUGUAGAUCAGGGUGGUUGUAUGAGGUCUGAUAAAGGACCAUGGCAAGAUCCCAACAUUUUAAAGAUGGUUCUUAGUGGUGAAGUGGGAUGUUCUAAACAAAUAGUAACAGUUUCUAACGAAGGGGGGAGGGUGAUCGAAUGUGAUAAGACAUCUUAUUCAAUGAUAAGAGGUAGUGAUACAUCUGCAGGAGAAUCAGGAUCAGAAGUUGAGGAUAUAGUUUCUCCCAAAGCAAGUGGGAAUUGUAUAAGCCCUAUGUUAACUCCUGUCCAAGAAGAAGUAAGAUUGGUUGGUAAGUCUAGUCAUGCUCAGUAUGAUGAGUAUGUUCCCAUGGUUGACAAGGCCGUUGAUGUUGUUGGAUCGAAGGAGCAGCAAUCUACACCUCAAAAGUCAUUUGGCUUAACAGCGGGCUUCUUUUUGGCCCUUUUUACUUUUGCUCGUUCAAUAGCGUUUCGUUUCACUAAAGGAAUACGGGACUUUGAAUCUGAUUCAAUAUCCAAGGAGGAAUCUCGUCCUCCUUCACCUGUUCCCGGGUUCACAAAGGAAAAUCUUCCAUCAUCUACCUUAAAACGCCUUGGUGAGCUUGAAGAGAAAGUUGACACGCUACAGUCAAAUCUUAAUGUGAUGCCACAUGAGAAAGAGGAGCUGCUGAAUGCUGCAAUUUAUCGUGUGGAUGCAUUGGAAGCAGAGCUGAUUUCUACCAAGAAGGCUUUAUUCGAAGCUUUGAUGAGACAAGAAGAACUUCUUGCUUAUAUAGACGGUCAGAAUAAAGGGAAAUCCAAGGCAAGUCAAACGUAUUUGCAUUUUUGUUUGGAUUUCUUUUUUGUAAAAAGAAAAAAAAAAGUCAACUUUUAGAUACCAUCAUACGUAGGAAUUCUCAAGAAGUGUGUUCAAUCUAUUUGUAAAGCAGAGAAAGAUUUGGCGGUGAAGAUAUACUUCCUAUAUAUGGUGGAGUCGUUCAGUGGGGGUAUCAUAUUACUUCCUAAGUAUGAUGUGUGUAAUAAUGUAAAAAAUUACAUUGGUCGUGUCUCUAUUUACAAGCAUGAUGAUGUUAAAUAACAUUCGUCAGAGAGAACUAGACUUCAUUUGAACAGUGUUUUAUUGUGUUUGGGUGUUGGAAAUGAAUAAUUACACCCAAGCACUUGCAUACAAAUCAUUUCAUAUUUAUUUAAUUUUGAUUUUCUAAUUACAAUUAAUUGUACUUUGAUUUUUUUUUUU